This is a messenger RNA of Acipenser ruthenus (sterlet), 2753 nucleotides long. RefSeq lists its product as uncharacterized. The coding region runs from base 674 to 2581 and encodes 635 amino acids. The record is from RefSeq and is a predicted model, not a curated record. The transcript is spliced from 15 exons. NCBI's taxonomy places the organism in Eukaryota, Metazoa, Chordata, Actinopteri, Acipenseriformes, Acipenseridae. Gene Ontology annotation, molecular function: interleukin-17 receptor activity.
CCUUUCUACAGACCAGCAGCGUUCCGCUUCUCUGGGGCUAGUCUUGCUUAGCCAUGCUUUUGCUAUUCUUUACUGCGCUUGCCUGUGCUUUUUUUGGUUAUACUGUAGUGAUUAGCUACGGUGUAGAGAUAACAAGCUCGGGUCUGUCCUGUUAAACUCAUAGUAAAACCAGGAAUGGAUCAAACUCUGCAAUGGGAGUCUUAUUCCCAGAGUCGUUGUCUGCUGUUUUCUAACAAUGUGAAACCAAGUCAUACAUCAUCAUAUGUGUCUGAAUAGUACACAGAUCCUGGCUGCUGAGUGAUAUUCAGCAGUUAAAAUACUGAGUUCAGGUCUGGCUGGUAAGUUUCCCAGAGCUGCGUUGUCCUCCGAUCCUGUAGCUCUGAGGUGCCUGCAUGGCGGGUCUGCAGAGUGAAAAGGAGCGGACACUGACUGCACACGUUUCGGAGGACAGCGUGUGUCCGUCUUCGCCGCUCUCGAGUCAGGGAACCUGUCCUGUACCCUCGUUGAAGGCUGUCAGGGACCCCAGGCUGGAGAGUGGACGUCCUCUCCUUACAAGCUCGCGGUCUCCGUCGUCUACCUGGAGGACAGAAAAGGGCCUGGCCUGCAGAUCAACUUCUCCCUGGCGCCAGACGCUAACCUCCUGUAUGUGAACAAGACAGUGAUUGAGAUCUCCAUGGCAGACAGGAGACACUGCAUGACGCUGCAGUACACAGGGAGCUUCACUGCACAGGUCAACCACAGGGGGGAGCCGUGGAGUUUCUCCUACAUCGCCUGCAUGACAGUGAAGCCUGGACAGAGCCUGUCCAUCAGUCUGUACAACAUGCCCUACGGGUACCAGUCCCUCACCCGCACCCUGCAGCUGCCCGACUGUGAAAACCCUCUGAUGAAGGAAUAUGCUGGGGAGUUGUGCCCCGCUAUCCUGAUCCACAGCAGGCUGAGCCAGGGGGUGCUCAACGUCAGCUACUCCAGCUCGCUGGCUGACCCCUCCUACCUCGUCUGGCUGUGUGUCUGGAACGCACACUUCUGCAGCAGCGAGGACGCCAGCCCUGUCGCCGCUCCGGUCGAGGUCGCUGGGCGAGAGAACAGCGUUAUCUUCCACAAUGUUACAGCCCUGCCCUGCCUGUGCGUUCGGGUCAUCUCCAAGAUGUCCGGUCCACACCAUGAGGGUCAGGACUGCCCCUUCAGGGCCCAUUUCCACCUGGAUGUGAAGGUACAGCCUGGACCACGCUCUCUGCUCCUGCAGCUCUCCGGGUUCCCCAGGCCCUGCUCCCUUCUGCUCCAGACUCUACUGCUCCACACGGACCGGAGCUCGGGACUGCUCAUCAACCUCACCCAGCCACAGAACAUACUGGUAUCUGGUCCCCAUUCUCAGGAGUUCCCCCUGCCUCCCUCUCUGCUGUACAGCUGGCCUGUCUGCAUUAAGGUUUGGUCGGAGAAUAUCUACACAGUGCCUGAGAGAAUUCACUGCACCAGCCCCGUGGUGGCAGGCUGGACUGGUUCCAGGUGGUUUGGAGUUCUGCCCCUCUCCUUGGUGCUGGUUACCGUCGCAGUGUGCCUGCUUCUGCACUGGAAGUACAAGCGAAAGUCCAGACUGUGCUGGGAGCUCCAGAGAGAGAACAUGCAUCUCCAGCAGCAUGUCCCCUCAGUGCGUGUGCUGCUGCUCUGCUCCUGGGAUCACCCCUUCUUCCAGGCUGUGGUGGAGUCCCUGGCCCUCUUCCUGCGCGAGGAGUGUCGCUGUCACAUGGCCCUGGAUAUGUGGGACCGCCGUGGCAUAGCGAAGCUGGGCCCCGUGGCGUGGCUGAGCGAGCAGCUGGCCGUGGCUGACAGGGUGGUUCUUGUGUGGUCCAGAGGAGCCUCCCUGAAGUGGGAGGCGUGGAGAUCGGGGCUGGAGGGGGGACCCGGCUUGAUGGAGCCCGAGUUUGGGGACCUGUUCACCCCGGGACUGCUCCACUCUGUCGACAGCUACCUGCGGAGCGGCGAGGACAGGGUCUCUGUGGUGUGCUUCGACUCGGACAGCUCUCGUUCCGGGAUACCCAGCUGCUUCAGGGACGAGCAUGUUCACAGCCUGAUGUCUGGCGCCGGGAAGUUUGUACAGAAGCUAAGCCACAUCAAGGUGGAUUUCAGGAGGACAGAGUCUGGGCAGAAGCUGCAGAGCAAGCUGAAGGAGUUCAGGGAGUAUCAGAGACACUCUCCCACGUGGUUUGAGGACUGGCACCAGGGACUGCAGGGCACAGGGCUUCCCAAAACCACACAAGACCUAAGCAAGGAGAGGCGCAACAGUGCUCUUCUACAUGGCUCUGAGUCCGAGGAAACAGCCUUGGAGGACGCUAGCUGUUCUAGCAGCACAGGCCAGGCUGAAGAGGUGGAGAUAGGGGAGAUAGCAGAGAUAGUGGAGAUAGCAGAGAUAGUGGAGAUAGCAGAGAUAGUGCUGCCACCUGGACAGAUUGAAAACCCUCCUCUGCAGAGAUACCUGUCUGUGUCCUCUGGGUACGGCAGUCUUUCUCUCCCAGAAUCCAGACUCCUUCCUCCCAAACCUGAGCCGUUUCAGGACAAGGAGCUGGGGGCCCACGUGGCUUGUUGAAGGAUCAUCAUUUAUCACAACCCAUUCUGAGGAGUUUUGUAUUUUUUUACAUUUUUAACAUUUCCCUGUAACCCUGGCCUCUUGUUACGGCCACUGAAAGACAUAUAUGUAUGUAAUGUAAAUAAUUGAAACAUUUAAUAAAGAUCUCUAUGUUUUAAAAUGACAGGUUAUG